UCGAGCAUCUGCCGCCGAUACUAUCAAAUCAACCACGAUCAGAAAUCCUGUGCGCCAUGUAGCAUGCGGUAUUAAUUUGAUUGACUAACGCCAUGACACUUUACAUUCCUCCACUUCCAGUUCCAGAAACCAAAUCCCAGAUCUAAGGAGACAUUUGCUUGGUUAUGUUUUAUUUCUGUGGUUAUAUAGGUUGUGUUUCAGUUGAACUGAAAUAAGAGCGCGCUCACUAUGGCAAAUGUUCGACUGCUAUCUCUUCUUGGAACUGUGUUCUACGCUUUGACAGAGUCCCAGGCUAUAGUAGAUGUCACACUAGAGAGUAGGGAUGCAGGAUUCUUUCUGAAACCAGGUCAUUUAGUGGACAGUGGUCUGCAAAGUGGUAUGACAAGUAAAAGUGAAAGAUUUACCCUAAUUCACCCUUCUUCCACUGUCACUGUGCGUGCAUAUUAUGGGCCUUUUUCAGUAAAGCAGACAGUGAUGCCUGCACUGAUAAUCCCAGCAGUAAAUGAAAAUUGGAACUCUAGUCAGGAAGACCUUGGAGGUGAAUCUGAGAGAACCCCACUGCUGGCAGUGCCUUCUAGUGGUGACACAGAUAUUAUUGCACAUAUUGUAACCCAUGAAGUCCACCGAGAUCAACCUGUACUUCGUGUAUUGUUUCACAGCAGUCGGGUAUCUGAUCCCAAAACAAGACAAGACUCCCAUAAUAUCCACAAGGGGACACUCUGUGUAGCAUUAUAUGUGAGUUAUCAGGAGAAGCGACUGAUGGCAGUUUGCAGUCCAACAGCCAAUCGUGAUGGAGUCUGUCUAGGUGAGGUGGUUCUCCCUUGGGCAUGGUGGCCACAACUUCAGUCUCAGCCUUGGAAAGUGAUGAAGCCAUACAAAGCUACUGUCCAAGUAGAAUAUGCUGUUCUUCAAAGCUGUUCUCUGGAAUGCACUGCCAACUCUCUUCCAGUUACAGCACCACCUGGUGGCUCAAGCAUAUUUCUUGCUCAUGUAGCAUUAUCUAACAGUCAUGGAAGUUAUGAAGAAGUAAAGAAUGACGAUGUUGUCCGAAUAUUUGUUCCACAAGGACCAGUGUAUCCUCGUUCUAAGGUUUAUGUUCCAGUGUACCUUCAGCCAAAUCCAGUUUAUCCCUUGUCAGUUUUUGUUAUAAGGGCUCGAGUAAGAAGCGGCCUUCGGAUUUUGGGUGCUCAGGAAGCCCCUCUCUCCAGAUGGCGCAUUUCUGUGGACUUAAACACAAAGCAGACAGUUGCCACAGUGAAAGCAUAUAUCAAAGAUUCUUCACAGUAUGAAUAUGAUGUAAAAAGCACAAGCAUGCAGGAACUCUUCACUUGGCUUUUUGAGGUGGAGGAAAAUUCAGGCUACAGUGACAAUGGACAAAUAAUCUGGCAGCUUCGCUAUAUUUUAGACACUACAGUUAAUGACCAGUAUAACUUCGACAAUGACAAAGUACAGAUGAUGUCAAGACUGGACAUUCAGAAAGAUGACGUACAAGCCGUCUUACCAAUUGCCAAGUCCACCCAAUUGUUGAACACAGCAGUCCUGACAGGAAAGCAAGUUUCUCAACCAAUGAAAGUGUUGGUAAUCAGCCAGGCGGGUAAAGUUGGUGACGUAACACUACAGUCGUCAUGCCAUGCAGCAGAUGAAUCGAUUCUUAAGGUUUCACCUUCUUGCACAUCUGUAUACUUAGAUGGCUCAGAAAUCAGAGGUUCUCAAAAUGCAUCAGUGUUAGUGAAGUAUGGGACAUAUACUGGUCAAGCACAUUUUCUAGUUUGGAUGCCCCAGUUGCCUUUGGAGGUGAACUUAUCAGAUAAUAAGCUUAGUCAGGUGAAAGGUUGGAGAACACCUAGACUCCAAAGAAGAAAGUCUCGCUGGCCCUCACUUGUUACUCCUGGUAACCGUGCUGAGAACAGGUCCCGAGGAAAAAAGAAAAAAUGGGAUGCAGACAGAGAGCCAUUGGAUGUUGUGUGCAGACUGCGCUAUCAACAAGCUGGGAUUACUGUCUAUACUCGCUUCUUUAGCGUAGAUCAUAACUCUGGGCGAGAAGCUUAUCUUCUUAGCAGACAGGCCCCUCUUCGUAUCACCGAACUAGUAUCACCAUUCCUGCGUGUAGCUGAUUCUAGGAUAGCCAUGCUAAAAGGUUCAGCUAUUCAGGGCCUGGCCAGUGGACGAACAGAAGUGCAGCUGCUUAUAUUAAUAUUUCUGUAUAACAUGAAUAAAGACUGUUUUUGUUUUCUACAGGAAGGGUUACUGAAUAUUAACAUUCAUUACUCUGAUGGUACUGUGACUUCUCUCUCUGAUAUCACUGAGACAGACUAUCACCUGUCAGUGGACACCUUUGACAGUGGAGUUGUGGCAUUUGCACCAAUGGCAGGACUUCAUCACCCAAGAGUUAUUGCAAUUGGUCAGGGUAAAGGGGAUCUGUUGCAUGUAUCCUUGGAGUUGUCCGCCCAUUGCCAAAAGCGUCGAACCCAGCCCUUGGCUAUGGCUUAUGCUUAUGUUUAUGUAAAUUUUACAGAAUCAAUCCUGACUGGUUCUGUAUUGAGUGAUGGCAGGUUUCGAGGCAAACUGGGUUCUCGUCAAAAACAGUUAAACAGGAUUGAUGGUGUUAGGGAUAUUAAUGAUGUGCUUUAUCAGGAUGGAGUUAACAGCCAUGGAAAAGGAAAGCCCUACUUUUAUGAACCCACAGUACAAGCUCGUCAGCAUGCAGUUGGUAGGCAUCGAGCUAAUUUAACCCCAUUAGAGAUUGGGCUAUAUGCCAUGCUGGGUGUCUUCUGUGUGGCCAGUCUGGUUUUUGUGGUCAGUUGCACAGUCUUUGCUGUUCGCUACAAGCGAAAGCAGCUUCCUGCUGUCCAGGGUGGUGAGUCUGCAGCUCAUGCCCAUGAUUGGGUUUGGCUAGGUAGGGCUACUCUUGAGAGAAGUGCAUUCAAUACUCGCUGCCCUCAGACCCUACUCCCCAUGAGCGAUGUUCGUGGCAACAGGGGAGGGACUGUCCAACAUCGAGAUAAAACCCUCUCUGGAAGGUCAGUUGGUAGUGGCUGUAGAGCAAGCAAUGUUUCAUUCCCUGGGUCAGAGAUCAGUAUCCACAUAACCACCAACCCACAACAAGCAGCCAAUGAUACAGAGGAUGAGACAAGUUUGAUUGAGAAAGGCACAGUUAACAGCCUAGCUAAUGAGAAUGCUUUGCAUCUUCCAUCAGUUAUGGAUGUUGGUCCAACAAAUAAAACUUCGCGUGAAAAGAGGGUGCGAAUUCAAACCAAUCCAAUACCUCCUCCAGUUGCCCCUGCUAAUAAUAGCAAAUGGAGUCAUCAGACAACUUUGUCUACUUUUAACACACCACCACCAGUUCCUCCUCAUCAGAAUCUUCCCAUACAAGGGACAAUUAGACAAGGUUGGAGAGAAAAUCAAAACCUGCUUUUGACAGAGAAUCCCCUGUCAUUGGAUGACAUUAACCAGAUGGACUGGGACACAGUAGCCAAGGGCAUGGACUAUGAUCAACUCAUGCAAUACUUUGAUAAUCUGAAGGAAUCUAAUGCAUGAAGUUGGGAUUUUGACAACUUAAAAGAUGAAACUCAGAGGACUUAUUAGUUCAGUUUUAGUGCAAUAUUUAAAGGGAGUUUCACUAGUGAGCUUAGACAUUUUGGUUAGGAACAUCUACUAGUCUGAAUCUUUUUUAAACCCACAUGCAUUGUCUCUGUCUCACAUUUUCAAGGAUUAAAACAUCACGACUUAAUUUAUUAUGUGCAUGCUCAGGCUAGCAUUUCUUAAGAAGCUCAAUAUACUUUGUUUUAAAAGUCAUAAUCAGUUAACACCGUGAAUCUCCAACUCCCUCUGUCUAUUAUAUAGUAUCUUUGAGGUUUUAAAAACAUACAUCAAAAUUACAUAUAUGCAGCCACUAAUAAUUAGAUUACAUUGUUUGAAAAAGAUGUUACAUUUCAUUAUUAAUAGGAAAUAAUGUGUCACAAAAAGUAUCCAAUGUGAAAUUUGUUUCUAAUUUGUCAUUUUUAUUAAUGAAUUUGCACCAUGAGUUUUGGUCUGGAAUAGGUUCUUUGGAGUGAUGAUUGGACUAAAUUAGACUCAUAGCUGGCCAAGUUGUACUGAUUUCUUAGAACAAAAGAAUAUAUUUAACUUUUCUUUCAAUUCCAAAUAACUUUAUUUUUAUCAUAAUUAAAGAUUUGGAUCACAUUAUCUUGAAUAAUAAAAAGUACACUAAAAUAAUAGUUUAUCAAAAUCAAGCACUGAUCUGAUGAUUCUGUUGUUUGUAUGCUAAUUAUGUGGUGAUAAAAAUGAAUGUCAACUUAUGGCCCAGCAACAUUCCUUUAAAACAAAAGUAAGUAGUAAUCAGACUGAGUUUUGAGUAUUUUUGUUUUAAUAAAAUGAGGAUUAAGUGUUGUACAAUGAUGGAUUAACUCAUUCCUAACUUUCUACUAUCUCAGUAGCAAGGCUGUUUCUGCUAUAGAUGCCUGUUGAAGUGAGAGAUUAGCCCCUCUCAGACUUUCUCCUAUCUGCUUCUGCUACCAACCCUCCCAUUGAAGUGAGGAAUUAGCCACCUCUCAAACUUUCUAUCAGCUCAGUAACAAAGAUGCCUCCUGUUAGGGUGAGGAAUCAUCUCUAUCCAAAAUGUUCACUGACCUCAUUUACACGCAUUAAUUUUUUUUACAUGGACUCUGAUGUUCUCCUCAGAAGUGUGAUCUCAGUUUAUCAGGAAAAGACCCAUCUUUUUUUUAUGAAGCCAAGUUGUUGCCAUUUUGAACAUGUUUUCAGUUUUAUUUCUUCAUUUUUCAAGUUUUUUUGUGAUAUUUAUUGAUUUUUUUUAUAAGUUUUUGAUAUUUAUUUAAUAUUUCAUUUAGUGGUGAUAUUCUAUCAGAAAUCCAAACUUUAUUUGUUUAACGUGUCUUAUCAAUGUCAUCUUUUAGAUCGGUGAAUGUGCAGCAGUUACUAUUGUCAGAUGAGGUGAGAAAUGUUUUUAUAAAGUAGAAGUAAGAUUAAAGAAUUUCAAUGUAAUAUUGUAUAUAUCAUUUUUCCAUUGCUGAAAUUACUGUGUGAAUACUGUUGUUUCAACCUUAAUGAUCAGGUUAUCCUCAUAUACUCAAAAUAAAUGAAUUACUAAAGAUUCUUUGUCAGAGCACUUUUCCAAUGCAAAGUCUACUUUCUGAAUUAUUGACCUGACCUAAUAAUUGGUCAUUAUAAGGUCAUGUGAUGAAAGUUAAUAUAUCAUAUCCAUUAAUGUUUAGAAGGGCCUGUUAAUUAAAUAGUCCUAAUAGAGGCUAUCUAGGGUGAUUUUGUGUGUGUAUUCAUUUUUCACCAUUUUGAAAAAUUAGUUAUUUGAAAAAGUCACAAGUGAUAUGAUAGGAAACAAUGAUUCUGACUGUCUGUUGUCUUAGGUAGGAAACAUUAGCCAAAGGUAUUUUAUGUGUCAGUGAUAAAUAAAUAAAAACUGCAGAUUGUAUUGUAAACAAAUUUUGUAAUAAGUGGAAUUACUUUAGCUGGUGAUGAAUGAAACUGAAGAUGAUAACUGAAAGUUCUUAAUGCUAGAAAUCAUGAAGAUGUGUUUCACAUGUAGUUUUAAAGUUACAGCUAUGUUCCAAGAAAACAGUUUUCAAAACAAAGUAUAGGAAAGUAAAACUUCUUAUUUAUAAUGACUUUCAAACUGAUAAUUCAAUACACAAGUAUUAUCUAAUAUUAAAUUUCAUACUUUUUGUCAAAUGUGCAUUUUGUAGAAAGUUCUUUAGGAAUUUAUACCAUUCUGGUCAUUGUAUUUAAAAACAGAACAAUGCAUUUCUAUGAGAGGAUAAAGCUUAACUUUUAUUUAACUGACAGAGAAAGAUAGUUACUUCAUCAAAUACUGUUCUAAGAAUACUUGAAUAAGGACACACAUUAUGCUAAUAUAAUAAGUUGGCAAACAACAAUUUAUAAGCAUAAUAAAGUGAUUUAUUUUUUGGGGAACAUACUACGUGUUUUGUUAGAUCAUUGGUCUGUCCUGAAGAAGACAUACCAAUAUUCUAUUGAAACAUGUCGUAUGCUCCGCCAAAAAGUAAACCACAAUUAUGCUUAAACAUCACUGUUUAUCAAUUUAUUUUUACAGUUCUAAGAAUAUUAUGUCAAGAAAGAUAUUUUUCAUCCUUUACUUUCCAUCAAAUCCUUGUGAACUAAAAAUGUUCGGAAAAAUUUAUGAUUUUUCAAUGUUAAAGGAAAUUUUUCUUUAUGAAUUACACCAAACAGUCACUUUAUGAUAUGAGAAACCUGCUUUUAUGUUUUAAAAAUAUUUUUUUUUAUUAAAAAAACUAUUUGGAGUGUCAUUUU
Molecule: messenger RNA, 6300 nt
Organism: Limulus polyphemus (Atlantic horseshoe crab)
Lineage: Eukaryota; Metazoa; Arthropoda; Merostomata; Xiphosura; Limulidae
Product: transmembrane protein 132C-like
Exons: 9
Coding region: 229-3537 (1102 amino acids)
Source: RefSeq, a predicted model, not a curated record